Lucilia cuprina (Australian sheep blowfly) is the source of this 6128-nucleotide messenger RNA. RefSeq names its product cytokine receptor-like. The record is from RefSeq and is a predicted model, not a curated record. NCBI's taxonomy places the organism in Eukaryota, Metazoa, Arthropoda, Insecta, Diptera, Calliphoridae. The transcript has 14 exons. Gene Ontology annotation, molecular function: protein binding. The coding region runs from base 790 to 4623 and encodes 1277 amino acids.
CGACUCUUGGCGAUUGCGGACGUUGUGUAUUUAACUAAACUCGGUUAUACGUCAACAAGUUAAACGCUAGUGAAAAGAAACAAAAAAAAUAUUUUUAUCAAACUAAACCCAACCAAAUAAAGAAAGAAAUUUACAAACUUGUUGCUAAUAAAUCUCACUUUACCAAUUUCAAUUCAAAAGUUUUACACACAAAAUAUUCAAUUUAAAUAAAAGUAUAACAAAUAUUUAUUAAUAAUAGGUACGAAUUAAUAUAAAAAUCACAAAGAAGUGGCGUUAAAAAAUUCAAAGAAAAAAUUCUGUGAAAAAAUGUAUAAUUAAAAAUACAAAAAAGUUGUUAUUCGUUGCUGUGUACUCCGAAAGGCAGAUGAAAAGAAGAGUAUGAGAUAUGAUUUUUUGUUCAAAGUUUGAAAAACAAUACAAAAACAAAAUGAGAGAAUCGAACAGGUAAACAAACAACAAUCAGAAAAACAUAAAACAAAAGAGAUGUUUGCAAUACAUGAUUUUUGGCUUCCAUUCACUUAUGUUGUCGUGUUAUGGUGGGGGUGAAAGAGAUGCGUGUGAAACUACUUAAUUUCUGUACUCGAUUCUACAUAAUAAUUCUACAUAAUGAUUCUACAUAAUGAACAAAGUUCUGUCCAAAUGAUCAAGAUUACAUUAAAGGUGCUAAUAGAAUAAUUAAAUUGAUUGACUAAAUAACCAAUCUGUUGUAUGAAAUCACUUCAAGAUUGAUUUAAAAAUAACAACUUAACACCAAUUUAAAAAAUUCAACAUAAUAAAAAAAUCCCAAUAAUGCAGUUUAAUACAAUGGAUCCACAACAAAUGAGUUGUUUUCACUACAUCGUAAUAUUUCUAAUUGCUAUUCAACCGUGGUCAUUGACGACGACACGUUCAGGUUACACAGGAUUAAUGACAGCAGCGGCGUCUGUAAAAUCUCCAGGCGAAAUGGAUCCAGAAUCAUUAUCAAUUUUAAUUGGUGGUAGUGCGAAUAUAACGUGUCGUCUUUCAAAGCCCCAUAGUUCGGAUAUAUGGUUCCUAGAACAAAAAACAAAAUGGCCAAUUAAACAACCAUCCGAUCAAAUAAAGAUAAUUGAUUCAUAUACGGCAAUAUUAAUGAUACAAAAUGCUGUUGAACAAAACAGUCGGUAUCAAUGUAAGGUUGGAGAAUAUGCAAUAGGAGAGUCAGAACUUUUUGUGGGUACAAAACCCCAAAAUGUUACAGAUUUCUCUUGUAUAUCAUAUGAUUAUGAAUAUAUGGAAUGCAGUUUUACGAGACCAAAAAAUAUGAUAUUAACAAAAUUCGAUUUGGAAUACCGACUAGAUAGCUCCAUCCACAGAUGUAUCUGUCAUAAUGGAAAAAAUCAUAAAUUAAAAUGUAACGUAACCGAUUAUUUGCCAAUGAGAGAUAAAUAUUUGUUCACUUUAAAAGGAACAAAUGAUGUUGGUGAAAAUAUACAAACAUUUUUAAUAAACAAUCACAAAAUUGUUAUUCCAUCUGCUGUAGACAUUGUUCAACAAAAUAUUACCAGCCAUAGUAUUACACUUUCUUUGGAGAAACUCAAAAUUUCAUAUUAUAUCGAAAAGGGACUGACGUAUGACAUUCAAAUACGCGACAAUAACAGUAAUUGGCAGACUCCUCAAAUGGGAGAUUUAGAGUGUCAGAAUGGAACGUGUAAUAUAAUUAUAAGUAAUUUGUAUGCAUUUUGGCUGUACUGGAUAAAAGUAAGAGUAAAAUCAAACGCAGUCAACAACGACGAUUUUUGGAGCAAAGAAAAUAUUAUAUCAUUUCGCACGAGAUCGGAGAGGCCGCAUAGAGCUCCUGAAACACCAUUAGGUAGUUUUUACAUCGAUAGCUCUGACACAGAACUGCGUUUGUACUGGGAACAAAUGCCGGAACAUGAACAUAAUGGUCCAGGUUUUCAUUACAUUGUAAAUGAAACAAAUGUAAAUGGUGACAUUAUGCUUAGCACUAAAACAAAGGAAUCUUCCUUAACAUUAGCAUGGAAAAAUGAAAGUAUACAAACAUUUAUUAUCAAAAGCGCAAAUGAUAAUGGCGAAAGCAUUGACCAUAAUGUAAUACGUGUGUAUCGUAGUGCAAGUUCCGAUUACGAACUCAAUGAAAAUAAUAUUGCAAAAGUUUAUCAUAACAGUAGCUACACGUUAUCGUGGAGACCACCACCAAAUGUUGCAGAAUUAUUGAAUUACACAGUGUUUUGGUGUCUUCCGAAAAUUGAAUUACCAAACCAAUGCAGGGGACCAAUUUCGUACAAGUAUUUAGACAAAGGCGCUACUAAUUUCACAACAGAACCGAAAGAUCGCAGUUUAAAUUUGGCAAUAUCAGCCAAUUAUCCACACUACAAUAAAGGCAUGCAAUGGGCUAGAUGUUCAGGUGAUGUUUCGAGCGAACUUAUGAAAAUGGAACUAGAAGUUAAUGCACUUAACGAAAGUGCAGUCCUAGUUAAAUGGAGUUCUGGAAGUGUGUGUGCCUCCAUACUUAAAGGAUAUAACUUGACAUAUUGCCAAGCGUCAGUCGACGAUAAGUGUGUGACAUCUGAAAUUACUGUCGAGCUUUUAAGAGAGGAAAAGGAGUAUCGAAAUUAUACUAUUUCUGAGUUGCCCGCAUACACCAAAGUAUGUCUGAAUAUGUUCAUGUAUUCUUCAAGCAAACAGGGUCGCAUUAGUGACAGGAAUUGUGUUCGAACCAAACAAAUGGCACCAUCCCCACCGAAAAAUAUAAGAUAUAUAAAAAAUAAAGUGACAAGCAAAUCGGCUGAAAUUUACUGGAGCCCACCAGAUUUUAACAAUGGAGUUUUAAGUCACUACUCAAUUUAUUGGCGAAAAUAUCCUGAUCAGACUUUUGAAAAAAAUACAACAUCUAUUGAUCAAACAUCAUACAACUUGACUGGCCUCAGUAGCUAUUCAAACUAUGAAGUCUAUGUUACUGCUCACACUAUCGAAGAAUCAGUUCCCAGUAGGCGAAUCAACUUUACCACUCUUAUCGGAAUUCCAUCCGGUCCACGUAACCUUAACAGUUCCAAAGACGGUGUAAUAUCUUGGGAUCAACCAGAUUUGCCCUCGGGAAGACAUAUAUUUUAUGUAGUUGCUCUUACGUGGAAAGAAGAGAGCAGUAACACUGUAUAUGAACGGGUGUCUAUUGUUAGGGGUCGUAGUUGCCGCUUUAAUAAUCCCUGUUUAAAUUCAAAGAAGGAAUAUACGCUAAGGGUAAGAGCAGUUAAUGUAGGAGAAAAGGAGGAGGUUGAUCGGGAAAUUGUAGCUAUGAAUAAGGAUGCCAUAUUGGCCGGUGCUCCAAUUGACGAGGACUUUUGUCAACUGGAGGCUAAUGACUAUGAGCAAUUUUUUGAUACCAAGACUGUGCCCAUUUUUCACAAUGAUAAUCGCCAGUUUUAUUUUGCCUCCCCUUGGAUUGAUGAUAAGCGAAUUAUUACUUGCUCGGGCAUUUCUGAGGCCUUAAUAUACGCUCUGGCAUUGAUUAUAGUAUUUAUAUUUGCUGCUUAUAUUUCCUGUUGGAUUCGCAACAAAAUUAUUGAUAUGAAAAAUAUUAAAGUGGUUUUACCUGUGGGUUUAGUUCCUGAUUACAACACGCGCAAUGGAUCGGAACUGGGAUCAGCAACAAAAAAAGAAUUCCAUUCGGAUAUAUCUCGUAGUAAUGAUUGUUUGGUGUCGUAUGGCCACAAAGAAAAUCAUAAUUUAAUAACAAAUUUCCAUAGCGGUUCUUCGAAUGCAUUAUCGUCGCUCUCUUCGACAAACAGCUCCAAUGGUCAUCAAAAGGAAGAACAAAUAGGAGAACAUCCUUCACUAGAAACAACUAAUGAAGAAUUAAGUUCCAAUUCCAGUUCUACUACGAAUUCAAAUCACACAUAUCAUGACCAUCAUCAAAUCAAAAGGUUAUCAUCGAUAGACAGUAAUAAUACGAUACCUGCAUCGGGCUGUGACGAAGAGGAGGAGAGAGAGGAAGAAGAUAAUGAUGAAAUCAAUAGUAAGGAGAACGAAAAUGCUCAAAAUUUUACUACACAGCCAUACAAUGGAUAUGUGACACACAAUUCGCAAUUGUUGGCAUCAAUUUUAAAUGCUGGCGAUAGAAAUACCGCAACAGCGCCACAUUUCAACUCAACAUUCCCAACCAUGACUAAUGAUGGUUAUAUUCAACCAAGUGCUGCUAAGCAACUGUUUCAACCAACCUUCUCGCAACAUCACCAGCAACAGCAACCUCCAACUUCAAUAAAUGGCUAUACAUGUAUAGAAUCCUUACAUAAAUUGGCAACUCCAGACGAAACACAUGUUAAUAUUGCAACAUCACAAGGCAUCAUAAACUCACCAGUUUCAAAUACAACUACACUGAAUGGAGUUAAUAUACCAACAACAAAAGUUUCAUCGAAUAUCAUUUCAUCACUACACACAUCACCAUGCAUUACAGACAUACGUGAAUCUCCAAGCGCAGAAUAUAAUAAAGACAACCUGCAGCUAAAUGCCACAACUCUUGUGUCAGCGACAAAUGUAUCACUGCAACCAAAUAAUAACAACAAUACGAUUUAUGGCUACGUAACACAACAACAACUAGCCAACUUUGGAACCAAUGUUGCACUAGGAAAAGAACUGAACACGUAAACUAUUAACACUUAAUCUUAGAACCCACAUUCAUAGUCCUAAUAGGUGGACUUACUUGUUUUUUAAUUGCAAUUGUUUCGAAAUGACUGUAAUUUAUGGUCAUACACACAUACUGUAAGGAUGUGUUAGUGCCAAUAUACUCAUCAGUUUUUAAAAAUAAAAUUAACAAAUAUUUCGUGACUUAUAAUACUGCUGGGCAGGUAGAGACAAAUGUUUAAAUUAUAAUUUUUAUCAAAUAUUAUUUUAUAAAUUUUUUACUUAGUCUGCAAACGCGCCAAUUCCACUUUUUACUGGAAAUUGAGAUUUGAUUUGAAAAAAUCUACUUUACAAUAAAUAUUCCUUCAGUGAGUAAUCCUGUAAAAGCCAACACCGUACAAGACUUAUAAAAGGACUAAGAAUAGUCGAAAACUAAUCCAAAUACAUGAAAAUAAUCAUUAAUUUAUCCAAAGUAUUACAUCAGAGUAAUAUCAAAAUAUUAAAUUUAACUUUAUAGCAAAAAUAGUUUAAUUUUGGAAAACUUGUAAAAAAAUGUUUCAAUUUAUUAAAAAAAUUAAAAUUGAUUUGUUUAACCCCUUUUGAAAUUUAGUGACUUGGUGCGUUUGCAAACUAACCUAACAAAUAUUCUACAUACAUAUGUACAUUAGGGACAUAAAUUUUAUCAAGUCUAAAUAAAUUUUUGGAUAAUGAUAAAGUUAAUUGCAACGAAAUUUUUUACAUUUCCCCAAAAUCAUUUUGUUGAAUAAAAAAACAUUCACAAUUAUAUGUUCAACUAUUGAAUAAUGUAUUAAUAAAAAUAAAUCUUUUCCAAUUUGUUAUCAGAGAAUUUAUAAAAAGUUUGAAAUGUUGUUGCAUAGCAAAAUAUACAUGGAAUAAUAAACUAAGAAUCGGUUUUUUUUAGUUUAAAUAUUAGUUUGUGCUUUUAAGCGCGAAUUUGAUUAUUAAAGAUAUAAGACCAAUCCGAAUAGUUAAUCUAAAAAUAAAUAUGUAUAAUCUUAGAAACACUCCCAGAGGAAAAGAAUGCAGUAACGCGUUGCAUGUAACGUGCUCGCAUUCCUUUGACGCGGGAAUGUGCUGAACAUUAAAACAUAAAGUUAAACAAAAGACUCAAUUUUAUUUGAAAUUUUUUUUACACUUUUCUGUUCAGUUAAAUAUUUAACCUUGUUUUGAAAUUCAAUUGUAAAGUACAUGAAAUUUUGGGUAUCGUUUUCACACAACUCGAUUCCUGGAUAAUUUUUAAACGACCUUCAUGAUCGAGAAAAACUGACUGUACAAACAACAGAUAGAAAAAAACACUAAAGUAGUUCUAAAAACCUUAAAUUAGUUUCAAUAAAUUUGUUUUUAAAUUACUGCACACUUUGAAAAUUUUAAAACAGAUAAUUAGAUAAAUAUUAAAAUUAAAUUAUUAUUAGAUUAACUAAUCCGAGUACAACUGGCGUAAGUUCUUUAAAUUGAAUUUGCAAAAAAAAUAAGAAGCAUAUUUUCCAAACACGCCAAAAUAUCAAAAA